AUGCAGUCGGAUGAUCCUCCGUUUUUAAGUGUUGGCACUGAAGUUAGUGCAAAAUUUAAAGGAGCUUUUUGUGAAGCUAAAGUAAAGCGUAUGACGAAGUCUGUGAAAUGUAAAAUAUUGCUGAAAACACCACCUUAUGGUACCAUAUUCGCUGACCAUACCGAAAUAAAGGGUUCUUUGGAAGUUAAUCAACAGGUCGAAAUUGUACAGGGAAGGGCCACUUAUAAAGGCGUUAUACAGAAUAUUAAAGAUAAUAGUGUAUACGUCGUUGUCUUUAAUGAUGGCGAUGAAAGACAGUUACGACGUACACAAGUGUGCAUCAAAGGUGCGAGACAUUUUAAUGAAGAUGUCAAUUUGGAUGCUAUGCCACUCUACAAACCAGAAUCAUUCAGUAGUCCAGUAGUUCUUGACGAUCGAAGAGGAAAACAAAAAAGGAGAAAUUUGGAACAAUCAAAACAGCAACAACAGCAAUCAGUAUCAGCAAGUGUUGAAGAUAAAGAAGAUGGUGGUGAACAUGGUGGUGAUGAUGCGACAUCCAGCGAAGAUAGUUCAACACUUGAAAGUACUACUAGCACUACCCUAUCUGACACCAGUAACAGCAUCAGUGAAGCUCUAAAUGUCCCUGCACAACCAGGUCGUACACUUCGUACACGUCGAUUAACGUCUAAAUCAGUUCCAAGACGUUUAGGCAAGACGCGUAAAGAAUUUACAUUCUACAAACAAAGUGAUAGUGAUCGUGAUUUGAAAAAUGCCGAUGAGGAUGAUGAUAGCAAUAAUAAUGAUGAUGGCAAUAGUUCGGGCAAUUCGAGGGUGCGCCGUUUUGCGCGUUUACCGAAACCAUCAGUUUCACGCAUGAUUGCCGAUAAGAUUCUCACCAAAUCUAUUGCACGAACACGUAAAAAGCGUUAUGCAGCAGCAGUUGCCACGGAUGCGUUGAAACGUAUCAAAGAAUCAAGUAGCUCUUCUGGUAAGCGUAGGUUAGGUGAAGACGAUGAUGAUAACUAUGAUAAAGAUGAUGAGAACAGUAAUAUUGAUGAUGAUGAUGAUGAUGGUGAUGAUAAUAAUAAUGAUGAUGAUGAUAAUGGUGAUGGUGAUGAUAAUGAUGAUAACGAGAUUGACGAUACAGAUAAGGAAAAAGGAAGAACACAUGCACGAAAAAAGCAUUGCAGUAGUGAUGAUAAUGAUGAUGAUAAAUCCCAUACAAGUGAUAAGAAGAUGGAUGUGAUGAGUGGAAGUAGCACAAGCCGUAAGAGUGAACGAAAACGACAAGGACUUCGAGAUAAGGAAGUGGAGCCAAUGGCGAAGAAAAGGUCUAAAGAUAUUGAUAAUACGAAAAAGCUAUAUAAAGUUGGAAAUGUUGUGGCAGUGUAUGAGGAUGCUACACAUAGAGGUAAAUGGACACCAGCAGUUGUUGUUGCAGAAGUAUCGUUUAAAGCUUCAACAAAGGGAACUGUAAAUAUUGGCAAAAGUGAUAUUUUGCUGCGAAGCUUCAGGGAUUCAAAAUACUUUGCUUGUCCGAUGACUAGACUGUCUUCACCAGGUGCUUCAGUUCUCAAAUUUCCUGAUUCGUCACCUAAAGCUGCUAUGGAUCGAGCUAUCGCUUUUGUUGAAAAAGAAAUUUUUCCGGCAGGUUGGGAAAGGUCACAAAUUUAUGAUGACGAAAUACGAUCCAAGAAACGCGAUCAUAGAUCUUCUUCUACUGAUCAAAAAAAACGUUUGGAAACUUCUGGAAAAGCGAAACGAGAAACUGAGAAGAAAAUUUCCGCUGCGAGUAGCUCUUCAGAGAGCGAAGGCAGUAGUGAUGAAGAGUAUGGUGAAGAAAGAGAUCAAUUUACUGCCCAACUGUAUAAGUUCCAUGAAGAAAGAGGAACUCCAAUUAACCGAGCACCUAUACUUGGUGGAAAAGACAUAGACAUGUUUCGUUUAUAUAAUGUUGUUCAACGAUAUGGAGGUAAAAAACGUGUCACUGAAAACAAUCAAUGGAAGUUGGUUUUGCGGAAAAUGCAUUUAGAAGGUUGCCCGGGGGCAACUUCAGUUACUGUCAAAAAUGCCUAUUCGAGAUACUUGGAUCAUUUUAACUCAUUUUACCGCAAUUUGGGUAUUUCAAGUUGGUUGUCUACUCCUACACAAUCAACUUCUAGUCGUAGUGAACGUCCAAAUCGUUUGUUAGAUCGUCAUAAUAUACAGUUGCAAAGAAGAAGAUGGACAUUAAUGACAACGAAGAAAAAGGAAAAGGGACAAAAAGAAAGCUCAACUAAAGGAAAGGUAACAAAACGCGAGAAAGAUGAAGGCAUUUCACGUACGAGAAAAGAAAAAGUAAAAAAGGAUGAGCGAACUAUAAUGAAAUCUGAUAUCAGCGAAGAUGACGAUAAAAUGAAAGGUGCACUCUCCACGUCGUCGCAGAGUUCAACACCGUUACUUUGCUUAUCACCUGGUAAUAAAAUAAAGUCUAAAACGAAAGAUGAGGAAGAACAGGAAAGAGGAAGUGUGAGCGAUAGUGAAACAAUCGAAAGUACCAAAGAGAAAGGAAAUUCUAAGAUUGAAAAGGAAUCGAAGGUUAAAUGCCGAGGUCCAAAGAAAAAGGAUAAUGAGAAGGAUGCAAAUAAAGAUGAGCAACAGCCUGUUUCGAAAGUUUCCGAUCUAGAUAAAAGAACUAAAAUAUCAAAGAUUGGAAAAUCUGAGAAGAAGAUAUCUUCUGAGUGUUAUAUCAAGCGGAAAUCUCCAAGUGUUGUCUCAACUGUCUCAAAUGCCGAGCAGGGACUUAGCGAAAGUGAUGAUGAAGCACACAUUCGGCAAAUGCGCAUAAAAGAAGCUCGAAAGUUAAUCGCUGGAGGAAGUCGCCUUCCUGUUGAGCAAAAAGAAUUAUCGAUAAGCAAACGUGAUGGGAAUGCCACAGGAAAAGAUUCAGAUAUUCCUCAAGUAUUCAGGAAAGAAAAGGCCAAAGAAGGUGUACCAUGGCUUAACUGUUCUGCUGCUACAGUCUUGACGAAUUUCUAUAUGGGACAAAACGUGAAAGCUUAUCAUCAUGGUCAGUGGUAUGAUGCAAGAGUGAUUACAGUGGGUAAAAUUUCGCACAGUGAUGUCCUCUCUUCAAUGAUGGACUUCGAGGCGAGGUGCAAAGCCAUUAACGAAUCAAUGGAGUGUGAUGAGAAAGAGCGAAAAGAAGCGUUGACAAGAGCAUCGGCACGCUUAAAUGAUCGUUUAGAAGGUAUUCUCCGAGAAAUGACAUGUUGUGUACAUUACCUUGGAUGGAAUUCUCGUUACGAUGAAUGGGUUGAAUUAAUCAAAAUUAAAGUGCACGAAAAAGAUCAGAAACUAUCGGAAGAACAGUUUUUAGCGAUUGCUUCGGAUAAAUUAAGUGCUCCAACUCUUGAAGCAGCUGUGGCAUGGCGUUCAUCAGUUGAUCCAGUCAAACUUUUGGCAACUGAAGCGUGUAGUAGUGGAAUGAGAGUGAGAAAAAGCAAGGUCAGCUCAGUUCGGGUAAGAAUUCGGAGAAGGAAAAAACCUCGGCGGCUAUCGCACACCCAUGAACAUACAACACAUCUUGAGCCUCGUUCGCGUUCUACUACGUUUUCUGAAAAAAAAGUGAAAAAAGUGUUGAAAGUUCCGUUGACAAUGGCUGACUCAACGGUACUGAAAGCAUCGGAUGACUCAGCGAAGCAAAGUGCUAUCCAUCUUGCGAGCACCAAUCUUCUGACUGAAUCUGAUGCGGAAAUUGUUCUUAAUCGUUUGCCGGAAGAAGCUUCAGUUUCGGAAACAUCAUCACAUCUUUCUUUUGCCAGUGAACUUGUAUCGAGUACAAUAUUUCUUAGCGGUGUUACUGCAGAGGAAAAGUUAUCUGAAGCUAAUUCAAAUUUGAAGCGGCGUAGACUAAUGUCGGAUAACCGUUCAGUGGUUGUAGAUCUUUCAGAGAAUUCAACAAAUACACCAUUUGUCGUAUGUAGUACAUCUCCUGAAAGUGCUGCUACCAUUACAAAGGAAGAAGUUGUAGCUGAUCAUGUUUCGGUAAUACUGGAUGAAGUAUCUGGGACUAAGCAGAUUGAUGCUGAAAAAACGACAAAGUAUGAAAACGAUCAACAAUCAUCAUCCAAUGAAAGAGCUGAUGGAAAUGAUGACAAGUUGAUAGUUUUAGAAGUAACAGAAGUUGCAGAAGAAAAAGAACAACAUCCGGAUGGAAAUGAAAGGCAAACGAAAUUGAUGGUUCUAACAGAAAGUGAUGAAAUAGAUUUAAAAAAGGAUAGCGACAACAAGUCAAUGGAAACUAGUACAGUGCAGCAAAUCUUACCUACUGAUGAUCUGAUUCAAAAAAUAACUUCAUCUAAAGAAAUCUCAUUCGAAUUAGAAGCUGCAGCUGAAGAUGUAACUUUAAAAGAAUGUGAUGAUGACGCUUGGCAUCCACCAAUGUCUUUGGGACUUAAACAGCGUGGUCGUGGAAUGAAAAAGAAGAAAGUUGGUAGAAAUGCGUCGAAUACAUUGAUUGAACGUAGAGGUAUAGGAAAAGGAGGGUACAAACAAGUAAAUACUGACGAGCGAAGUAAAGAAAGUGAGGAAUGCUCAUCGAGCGAUGAUGAAAGUUUGCCAAACGUAAGGGAUAGCUGGCAUGCUUUGAAAGUACGUAUGCAGCAAAAAGUGGAAUCAGAAGGAGCUAUGGCAUAUGCUGAAAAGGAACUAAAUUUAGAACCAAUCGACGAAAAUUUGACUGGGGAAGCGCUAAUAAACAGUUAUCAGGAACGCUUGCAAGAGCUCAGAGAUAUAUACCAUAAUAUACGCGCUGAUCAAGCGCGUCUCGAUCGUCGUUGGCGGAAAACACUCGAAAAAAGAAAACAACGCGACAAGGAACACAAGAAAAAAGACGAACCAUUUGUACAAUCACCUGUAGGUGACAAUGUUAUAUAA
Molecule: messenger RNA, 4896 nt
Organism: Brugia pahangi
Lineage: Eukaryota; Metazoa; Nematoda; Chromadorea; Rhabditida; Onchocercidae
Source: the annotation of a GenBank genome assembly